Molecule: messenger RNA, 343 nt
Organism: Racocetra persica
Lineage: Eukaryota; Fungi; Glomeromycota; Glomeromycetes; Diversisporales; Gigasporaceae
Source: the annotation of a GenBank genome assembly
AAACUUGCUUUGCGGUUGAUCAAAACUAUAAUUUUAUGUUCUAUCGUUUUUUUGGGAUUCGGUGCAUUCCAAAUUUAUGGAUUUGAUCAAUUCUGCAUUCAUGCUACCCCUAUUCGUCUAUGGUGUUUACAAUCUCCAUUUCCACUUCUGUAUUUGUAUGUUCAAGAAGUGUAUUGGAAUUGCGGAUUUCUGACUUAUUAUGAGGUUAAACAAAUUCCAAACUUCUUGUUAGCACUUCCUAUGAUAUUACUCUCAUCGUUUGGCAUAUACAAAUAUGCUAAAUAUGACUAUAAAAGAAUGAUAAGCUUUGGUUUACAAAAUAGUCAGUCUUUGGAAGUCCCAG